AUGAAUCUUGUACUACGUUUUCUUGAAAGAGCAACUGCAACCCACAAUAUCGACACCGACAUUGAAGUUGAUGCGCAGGCGCAGUUCGAAAGGGUACAACAACAAUUGAAAGAGGGUUUAGUAAAGGACGGCAAAACUCUGUACAAAGGUCAGGCAAUGUACGGUGCUAAGGAAGCGAAAGAUACAGCUAAGGGAAAUGCUAGUAGUGGACUCAAUAGGAUAGGUGCGUUUAUUUUAUAG
Molecule: messenger RNA, 240 nt
Organism: Cylicostephanus goldi
Lineage: Eukaryota; Metazoa; Nematoda; Chromadorea; Rhabditida; Strongylidae
Source: the annotation of a GenBank genome assembly